Messenger RNA from Tetrahymena thermophila SB210, 3966 nucleotides. RefSeq names its product cyclic nucleotide-binding domain protein. The transcript is spliced from 10 exons. Gene Ontology annotation, biological process: potassium ion transmembrane transport; regulation of membrane potential. The record is from RefSeq and is a predicted model, not a curated record. NCBI's taxonomy places the organism in Eukaryota, Ciliophora, Oligohymenophorea, Hymenostomatida, Tetrahymenidae. Gene Ontology annotation, molecular function: voltage-gated potassium channel activity.
AUGGAUGUGGAAUUAACUAGAUAAAAAACUUUUAAAUAAAGCACAAAUUCUAUCAACGAAGUGUUGUAAUCAUAAAAUAUGAAUCCCCUUGAAACUAGUAUAAUCAAACAUAACAAUAAUAUAAGAUAAGACAGCGUAACAUCAAAUGUAAAUGUGAUAAAUUUGCAAAUUUAGCAUUAAAUAAAUACGAAGUCAUUAAUACUGAAUGAUAAUGAAUAAAUUGAAGAUCUUAAAUAAACUGAUUCAGAAAGAAAAAAAAUUUUAAAUAAUUUAUCUCUUAAAAGAUCAUCUCUUUUGAGGAAGGAGUGCAUAAUAAAAGAUGAAAAGACUGUUUUAACGUUUUCUACUCUAUAUGUUGCCAAAUUUAUUCGGAGAAUCAAAGCGAUGAGCUCUUUGAUGAGAUUUAAAGAAAUGGGGUAUUCCCAAUUCAAAAUUAUAAAAGACAAAUCAACUGAUUACAAAUACUAUUUUAUAAAAGAAAUGUUUUCUGGAGAUGCUCCAUCUAUCAUAGAUAAAUUUUUCCACAAACUAACAAAUUCUCAAUUAUGGAAAAGGUGUAACAAAUUAAUAGGUACAUUAAAGUUAAAUCAUUUGACCUUACUGAUAUAUCCUAAUUCGUUAAUAAGACUCAUUUGGAUUAGCUUUCUCCUAUCAAUAAUUACAAUAAAUUUAGUAUAUGUGCCUUUUAAAUAUUCAUUUGAUAUUUAUGAAACAUCAAAUUUAAUAUGGUUUGUUUACUUCUUGCCUUAGAUAGCUUUUAUCUCAGAAAUAUUUUUGACUUUUUUUACAGCAAUUUAUAGAAAAGGUCUUAUUAUCACUAAAAAAAGAAUAAUUUUUGUUGAUUAUACAAAAGGGAAGUUGAUAAAAGAUAUUCUAUUUGUCAUUCUUUAUCUGAUUGGAUUGCAUACGAAUCAUUAUACUGAUCUAGUAAUAUUGUUAAGAACUUAUGAUAUAUUUUAAAUACUACGAGAAAUAGACGAAAGAUUUUAAUUUCGUGGGAAAAUUGCUAGUUGUAUGGAGUUAUUCAAGCUUAUAUUUUUUAUCAUCAUAUUUGCACAUUAUAUUGCUUGCGUUUGGCAUAAAAUAGGCGUACUUGGCAAACAGGAGGGUGAGAAAGUUACAUGGAUGACUGCAAUAGAUAUUUAACCAGCAACAGUUGCAGAUUACUAUAUAACAAGUCUUUACUGGGCGGUUGUUACAAUGAUUACUUUAGGAUAUGGAGAUAUUGUUCCUAAAAAUUAAUAAGAAAAGCUGUUUGUUAUACUGAUAACAUAAAUUAGCUGUAUAUUAUUUGCUUACACCAUGAAUUCGAUUGGUGAGAUUUUAAAAGAAAUGGGCAAAAAGUAACAGCUAUUUAAGUAAUAGAUGAGCUUAAUUGAUACUUACAUGAGGAAAAGAGGUUUAAACUAGUUAACUCAAGUAAAAGUUAGAAAAUACUUUGAAUACUUGAAUAAAGAGUCUAUGGAAGAUAACGAGUAAAGUAGUUAGCUCAUUUAAAAUCUACCUUAAUCAUUAAAAGAGGAAGUAUACUCAGAUGUUUAUGGGCGAGUUUUGAACUAAAAAAAAAUUUUUAAUUUACAUUUUUCUCCAUAGUUUCUAAAGGAACUUUCGCUUGUUAUCAGAGAAAGAAGACUUGGUCCUGAAGAAGUUCUCUUUAAAGAGAAAGAGCGAUCAGAUUCUUUAUUUUUUGUUAUGAAAGGGAAAGUAUAAAUGAAACAGAGAAAUCUCGAAGUUCUAAAAACUUUCACAAAAGGAGAUUUAUUUGGAGAAAUUCAAUUUUUUGGAGAUUGUGAAUCAGAGUACACAGCUGUUACUGCUAAUGUUACAUCUUUAGCAGUUCUCAAAAAAAAAGAUUUUUUGGAUGUGAUUAUGCGUUUUCCUAAAGACUAUGAAUAAUUUUGCUUCAUGAAGGAUAACAUAAACUUGUACCAAAAUAUAGAGGGGUUAGAUCAUAAAUGUGUAAGCUGUAACAGCUUCACUCAUACAUUGAAGAAUUGUUAAUAUGUUAAUUAUGUGAGAAAUAAGUAAAAGGUUUUAAAUUCCUUCACUAAGUAUCAAGAUUAAAAAAGAACAAUUUUCAUAAGAUAGAGAUAAAGAAGAAAAUAAAAUGCCCUAAAAAGCUAAAAGCAAGUGUACGAUUCUGUAGUCAAGUAAAUAUUUUUAGCAUCAAAGUAUGCAAAAGCAUAAGAUCUAUAGGAAGAAUUAUCUGAUAUGGACUCUUAGGAUUUAUCGAUUAGUUAUAGUGAAGAGAAUGUUCAAGGGGAUAAUUUAAAUGACGAAGCAGAAAUCUCUCGCGCUGCAGUUAGUAUGAUAAGUUCAAUAUCCCCUUAGUUUACUAAUGAUUUCUUUUAAAGGACGAAAGUUAAGAAGCUAUCCUAAAUAAAUCAAGCAAAAAAACCUUAAAAAGUUUCUAAAUUUGCAAGGUAUAUGAAGGAAGAUGAUUUUAACAUUAGGCGGGUGGAAAGUGAUGUAGAAGAAAAUAAAUCUGAAUCAGAGGAACCACUAUAAAAUUAACUAAGUGAGUCAAAUCAAAUGCUUAAAUCCUAAGCUAUUUUAACAAAUACAGCUAGAAGAAUACUCAUAAACUCAAAAGAGAUCAAUAAAGUUAAUGGUUUUAACUAAAGCAAUAAUACACUACAUAAAAACGAUUUUAACAUUUCAGAUAACUAAUAUCAAAUAACUUAAUUUACUGACAAAGAUUUUAAUGAUGAAUAGUCUCUACAAUAUAAUAAAUCAAAUUAUGCUCACUAAGGUAUCCUUUCAACUGAAGAUAACUUAAUUUCUCCUACUUCUAAUUAUAAAAAUUUUAUUAUUUCACCAAAGGCAAUGUUUUUAGAUUUAAAAAGACCAAGAGAUAUUCGAUUUGAAAAGAAAAAGGAAAAAAUUAUUACUAAAUUUUUAUAAAAAAGUCAUGAAUUAGACUUUAUAAACGAAAUUAAAUCUCCUAAAAGCGAUACAGAUAAACCUUAAGCACAAAUUAAAAACGGAAAUAGUAUUUAGGAAUCCUUAUAAGAUUCAUAUGAAUUAAAUAUUACCAAUGAAACACCGAUAAACAGUGAUGAUAAAAAAUAAAAUAAAAAAGGGAAGGCAUUUAAAAUAUUCACAUAGUAACUCCACCAAGCAUCGAUGCAAAAAUUAAAAAAUGGGAAUUUAACUCCUCCAAAUAGAACUCAUCAAAAUUUAAUAAUGAGUGAUGAAAAAAAUUCUACACUAACUUCUGGUAAAAAGAAGUUAAGUUUGUAAGAUAUUCCUAAAAUAAAUAUUUCUUAAAUAAAUUAAUACAAUUCUGAUAAUUAAAAUGGAAAUAAUUUAAAAAUAUCUCCUAUAUAAUAAAAUUAAACAAAAAAUAAUGAAAGUGCUAUCGUAAGUGAUAACGAUUUGGCUGGAUACUUGAGUCCAAUACCUCAUACAUAAGAUAAAAGUUAAACUUCUUUUUAUCAAUUGUCAGAAGGAUUUAGUUCAGGAAAAAAUAUUUAAAAUAAACCAAAAGUGUGGAAUAAGUUAAAUCCAUCUAAUUCUUUGAAAAAGCACUUGAGAACCUUUAAAGUAGUGUAGAUUUAAGAAGAGCAAUAUGAAUCAAGUCAAAAUAAUGUUAGUAAAUCACCUAAUAAAGAGCGAAAUGGAUAAAUUAGUGAUGAAGAAUCAAUUCAUAAGGCAAAUAGUAAUUCUAAUAACUCUAAGAAUUCUUCAGAUAGCGAGUAAAAUUCAAAAAAAUAACAAAUGUAUGAUAACUAAGAUUACAUUAAAUUUAACACUGAAUUAGAUUUAAACGAAAGAGAUCUGUUUAUUUCUAGCUUUGAUAAAAUGAAACUUUUCGAAAUUUAUUUUCCUUCAAAUAAUUACAGUGUAUCUAUCAAUAAAUAUAAUCUCUUCAGAAGAAAAACACUAGGAUACAAAAAUAUGAUCAUAAGGAAAAAAGCUCAAGUAAAGAAAAAAUUAGCUAUAUUUAAUAAGCUUCAUUUUUGA